AUCAUGAAUGAAUGACCGUAGCACAUCAGUGCUUUCAACGGGACUUGCGGCUUGUAAAAUCGCACAUGGUCAUGCGAAGAGGGGCACCGUGCGGGCGCCGGCAGAUGCUCGCUCGCGGUCGCCACCCCCGAGUCGAAGGGAGCGUGGACCUCGCGGGACCCCCGGUGCCAUCGCGACAAGUGCAACGCACGGGAGCGGAGCGAUUCUGAAGGGCCACUCUCUCCACGUGGAAGGGAGAAGGAGUGGAGGAGGAGUGGAGAAGAAGAAGAAGAAGAAGAAGAAGAAGGGAUCUGGGUCCUCUCGAGCUGAUUCCUCGAUGGAGGAGAGCAUCGUCUCGUGGCUGAUGAUAGUCUUCGACGGGACGCGUUACCGGGUGCUGCAAAAGUGCCGACCCCGACCUUCCUCUUAUCGGCGUCCCGGGUGAAGCGGUGUUGUCUCAUCCGUUCGGUUCGUUGUUUCUCGCGAUCGCUAUCGCGCGCGUGUCACCGAGGGAAAGAGAGAGAGGGAGAGCUGAGAAGGCGAGCGGAAAAGACCGGCGUGAUAAGCAAGCCCAUGAUUGGAGUGUACAUGUUGAUACGUUGAUAUCGGAGUAAGCCGCUUCUCUGAUUCUUUUCUUAUUUUAUUAUGCGCUAUCUCUAGCACCCGCAGGAAAGUGAGGCUGGUAAUCGAACAUCUCUAUCUUUUUCUUUUUGCGAUGACGGUGGCUCGUCAGGACGAUAGGACGUAGGAUUUUAAAUCGCGCUUCAUGUUCUGACACUUUGCGAAUGUCCAUGAUGAUCUUGAUGAAAGUUUACUGAUAAAAAAAGGGGAGAUGUUUUAUCUUUAUGUUCCGAUUGCACCUCAUUUUUUCCUGUGGUACUCGUGUGAUUUGUGGGCGAAACGUAUGUUAAUAUCUAAUUGCGAAAUUUUAAUUUUUUCCUCUUUAGAUAUAUAAUAAAUAUAAAAAUAUUCCAUUUUAUGGAGAGUUUACCUGUACAAAUCUAGCCAAGACAAAUUUUCUGCCACGGAGAAUUCUAUUUCAUUUUCUCCAGCACCUGCGUUUUCAUCAUACAUUUUCUUUCUACAUUUGCUUCAUGAACAGAACAAUCAAACCUCCGGCUAGAUACGUAUAAUAAACAGAAUUCCAUAAAAAGGAAUCAAAGUAACGGAGAAACGAGGCUCGCAGAUUCGCUUGGCAACCUGGCAAGGCUGAAGACAUUGUCGUCGGCGGAAUUUGCAAAUUCGCUCGCGUCACCAUUAUCAUCAUCUGCUGAUGUUCUAAAGCGUUUGCCGGGUUCCUUAUCUCAUGCCUUGCGUAGUAACGAGAGCUCCGAUAAUCGAGCUGGGAACGCAGAGGGGGAUAAAGCGCUGAAAGCACGUCUGGAGCCGGCUUUCUCAAUCCGCGCGCGCACGAGCGUGCGCGACGUUACAAAAUCGUCCGCUUUCGCAAUUUAAUCGGCGUACUGCAACGCUAACGCACGUAUAUCGCUAUGAUUGACGACAGGCCGGCGGCCGCGUCGAGCGCGACGAGUGCGGACCGACGACAACGGAGGAGGUGGAGGUGGAGGAAGAGGUAGUGGAGGAGGAGAUGCACCUCGAGGAUUACCGCGGCGAGAGGAGCGAGGAGGACCACGUCGUGCGGCGUCCCGUAUCCGGAACUUCUCUGGACCAGGACGACGAUCUCGUCGACGACGGUUGCCUGCACGAUCUGGCGGUGACCACGGCGGUAACGGCGAUGGGUGGUGUCGGCGUCGCUCAACCGCACUGCUGGGCGACCUCGCAACCGGACAACGGCACUCUCUUGUCGCCGCUGGACCCAGCAGCUGACUCGCGCGACUACUUCGACUGGGACCAGGUGUCCGCUGUCUUCCAGUACCCCUGCCAGUAUCCCGUGACCGGCGACGGUGGUGGAUCACCCGGGAGCACGUGCAGCGAGGCGACCACGCCGACCUGGAGCAGCGCGACGGACCGCGGCGACGACAAAUCAGACCGCCAGAAACUGCCGUCCGUAGGCUCGGCCUUCUCGUUCUCGCGCACCUUCUGCAACGCGAUCUACCCGGAAUACAGCGCGGACGCGACGCAGGGCAGCUAUCAGGACCGUCAUCAGGAUUACCAGGAUUGUCAGGAGGACAUGGUGUCGUUGCUGAUGAGCAUACAGAACGACGUUGUGGCUGCGCAGGGCCACUACGGUUCCGCCUCCGUGCAGUCCUUCGCCGACGAGUUCGACCUGAGCCUGAUCAGGGGCGACCCGACGUCGUUGCUGAACUCUGUCGACUCACCGACGUCACCGACGACAACCUACUUCGCGAGUGACGAUCCGCAGGGAUCGUUCCAGAACUUCAACCCGCCGUAUUACGCGGUUGGACACCUCGUCUCCUCGCAACAGCAGCAGCAGCAGCAGCAGCAGCAGUCUACCCUGUCGGCGAUCAGUUUUACCAGCGAUAUUGUUGGCGCGACCGAGAGUUUCGGCAAUCAGGUGAUCCUGCCACGGAAUGAAGGUCUAUUGCUCGGCAAUCGACGCGUCACCGGCUCGAAAGUCGCGGAGAACGAAAAGAACGAAAAGUCCUACGAUUGCGCGAAACCGGUGGACGAUAACUUCGCGUCGACUUAUCAGUGCCGUUGGAUCGACUGCGGCUGUGCGUUCGCGGAGCAGGAGGGCCUGGUGCGGCACAUCGAGAGGCGGCAUGUCGAGUCGUCCUCGACGAACGCGCACGGCCACGGCAGACGGGUGCAGCGGGACCGGGACAAGGAAGGCAGGGAGGCUGGGGAGGGCCUCCUCGCGACCGCGCCGGCCGGCCGCGAGGACGAAUUCGCCUGUCUAUGGCAAGGAUGUCCGCGCGCGCGGCCUUUCAACGCGCGAUACAAAUUACUCAUUCAUAUGCGUGUGCAUACGCAAGAGAAGCCGAACAAGUGUCCGUUUGCCGGUUGCAAGAAGGCUUUCAGUCGGUUAGAGAACUUAAAAAUCCAUCAGAGAUCGCACACUGGGGAGAGGCCUUACGCGUGCCAGUACAACGGUUGUUCGAAAGCAUUUAGCAACAGCAGCGAUCGGGCUAAGCAUCAAAGAACGCACUAUGAUAGGAAACCGUACGCUUGUCAGGUGAGCGGCUGCGGCAAACGUUAUACGGAUCCGUCAAGUCUUAGGAAACACUUGAAAAAUCAUACAGAAAACUCCACAUUGUCCAGUCUGUUGUCGGAUAAGGCAUCGACGACCAUUGCGACAGCCAACGCGGCAAGACACGGUUUAAAUUCGACGAUUCGGCAAGGCCAGGAUGCGUGCUCCUUCGAUAUGGGGACGAAUCAUUCGUCGUAUAAGCUGUCCAAGAGCUGUAUCAAGGAGGAGGACACGUUACCGAGCAAUACGAAUCUCGUAAACUUUGACAACAGCCAGCAGGAAUAUGUGCCGAUCGAAUCUGUUCGUCAUCUUCUCAUCAACGACAUCAAUAACACGCAAAACGAGAAUACAGGAUACUGCGCGCCCGCUGAGGACGACGUGCCGGAUUUCCACGAGCUCGGCGUCGACAUCGAGCGGCAGUUUCAUGAGCUGAGCGGCCUGGAUGAUGCCAUUUUCAUCGACGGAUGAUUUCCUGCGGCGGAGGAGGUUCCUUCUCCUCGCGAGGGCGAAACGGGACGAAGCUGCGCUGGUGAAUGGAGCAGCCGGGGGAUGAUUGUUGGACGUUACACGAUGCGGCAAUUUCGCGCGACAUCAUUCUGUUUGCGGUCGAUGACUGCUACUUCGGUAUCGUUAUUCGUUUCAUUUUCAUUUUGAGCAAAGACUUUUGUGUAUCGUGUUUUGAGUAAUGACUUUAAGAAGAACAGCUGCUCUUUCAGCUGCAACUGAUAACCGAUAAUACUCACGUGGUCAUUUUUCGAAAGGAUGUUACAGUAGAUGUGCAAGUUAAUUUAAUAAAUUUUUUCACAAAAAGUAGGCAUUAGUCAGUCUGAUUGUUGACAGUAAUACUUUAACGACAAAAGGAUACUUAGAUUUAAAUAUAGUUAAAUUUGAAAUUGUUAUUAGAAGUAAAGUAGAUGAAUUAAAAGUACCAAAUUCAUUUGCACAUUUAAUGAUUAUGUUAUUCUACUAGCCGAUAAGCAUGGAUCAUUCACGAGUCAUUCACUAGUGCAUUCGUCCUGCCGCCGCGAUCUCAUUGCGCGUCGCGCGCUGCCUUUCCAAAAAGACUCGUUUGUUUCAUCUUUUUUACAGCGACUUUUAUACUUAUUAGUCCAUUGUAAUUGACAAAUCGUAUAUAUUUUUGUACAUAGGCACUUAUGUAUGUUAAAAAGUGAACAAUAUAUCGUUUAUCUCGA
Messenger RNA from Ooceraea biroi (clonal raider ant), 4284 nucleotides. RefSeq lists its product as uncharacterized. The record is from RefSeq and is a predicted model, not a curated record. Gene Ontology annotation, biological process: regulation of transcription by RNA polymerase II. Gene Ontology annotation, molecular function: RNA polymerase II cis-regulatory region sequence-specific DNA binding; DNA-binding transcription factor activity, RNA polymerase II-specific. Gene Ontology annotation, cellular component: nucleus. NCBI's taxonomy places the organism in Eukaryota, Metazoa, Arthropoda, Insecta, Hymenoptera, Formicidae.